Molecule: messenger RNA, 2262 nt
Organism: Leptopilina heterotoma
Lineage: Eukaryota; Metazoa; Arthropoda; Insecta; Hymenoptera; Figitidae
Gene: MetRS-m
Product: methionine--tRNA ligase, mitochondrial-like
Exons: 7
Coding region: 296-2257 (653 amino acids)
Biological process (GO): methionyl-tRNA aminoacylation
Molecular function (GO): methionine-tRNA ligase activity; ATP binding
Source: RefSeq, a predicted model, not a curated record
AACCUUGUGCUACAUAUGAAAUGAUUGAAAAAGUUUAGUAAUAAGUAAAAACGAUAAUAUUUAGCCUCUUUUAGCUAUUAUUUAUAAUUUAAAAAUAGAAAUAACAAUUUAUUUAUUUAAAUAAAUAAGUAUAAGAAGCAAAUUUUUAGUCAACUAGAAACUCAACGACUGGAGUUUUUGACACUAGAAAUUCAAAAUGGCGGCGCACGUGUGUUGAAAAAAACACUUGUUCUCCUUUCUUAUUGUUAAUUAACAAACCAAAAACUUAUUUUUAGAAAUUUUUAAUAAAUUAUCAAUGGCAGUAUCAUUUCUCUCAUAUAAUAAGUACGUGAAAUUAUUUGGAUGCUUAAGAAAUAGUCGAAUAUUGUCUGUUACUUCGAAAAGAUCUAUUAUGUCAACUAGACCGAGAUUAGAAAAAGUAUUGGAGAAUUUGCAAAAAAAUCCUUAUUAUGAAAAAUAUUCACAGAAAAUUGCUAAACUACAACAAACAAGUCCUGAAGAAUUUUUAGGACGUGUCAGUGAGAAUGAGAGAAAAAUACAAGAGGAAAAAGUAGAAAUUCCUGCUUCGUUGCAAUCAGUUAAUUUGUCACGAACCUUCUUUUCCGCUUUGUGUCAUCAAAAUCGUUUUCAAAGAGAAAUUUCCAGAAAUUAUUCAUCCUCAGCAAGCGAUUACAAAUAUAUUACAACUCCAAUUUUUUACGUCAAUGAUGUUCCUCACAUUGGGCAUUUAUAUUCAGCGGCUGUGGCGGAUACGUUUGCAAGAUUUAAUUCGAUGUUAGGAUAUAAGACAAUUUUGAGUACCGGAACUGAUGAGCAUGGAACGAAAAUCGAGCGUGCUGCAGAGAAAAAUAAACUUCCAAAUGGAAAAUAUUGUGAUAAAAUUUCUCUCACUUUUAAAAAUAUGUGCGAUACAUUUAAUAUCGGAUAUUAUGAUUUUAUCCGAACGACUGAAAAUCGCCAUCGUGUGGCUGUACAUAAUUUUUGGAACAAAUUAUCUGAGCGAGGACACAUUUAUUCAGGAAAGUACAGUGGUUGGUACUGUGUAUCAGACGAGGCUUUCCUUUCAAAUGACGAAAUAACUGAAAAGAAAAAUAAUAAAGGUGAACUUGUAAAAAUAUCCUUGGAGUCCGGCCAUCCUGUCGAGUGGUACGAAGAGGAAAAUUUUAAAUUUCGUCUCAGCGCGUUUCAAGACGACGUGAGACACUGGCUGAAAAAUGAGAAUGCAGUGAGACCAGAGAAAUUUUAUAAAAUUUUAUUGCACUGGGCGAACGAUGAAAGAGUUUUUCAAGAUCUAAGUAUCUCGAGACCCACAAAUCGUGUCCCUUGGGGAAUUCAAACGCCUAAUGAUGAUACCCAAAGUAUUUAUGUCUGGUUCGAUGCUCUAAUUAAUUACUUGACAAUAUUAGGAUAUCCAGAUGAAAAAUGCAAACAAUUUUGGCCUCCAUCUAUUCAGGUUAUUGGAAAAGACAUUUUGAAAUUUCACGGUAUUUUCUGGCCAGCUUUUCUCAUAGCAGCAGGCUAUGAACCGCCGGAAACUUUAUUGUGUCACUCCCACUGGACCGUUGAGGGUCAAAAAAUGUCAAAAUCAAAUAUGAACGUUGUUUCGCCAUUUGAUGCAGCCUCUCACUAUACGCCGGAGGGAAUUCGAUAUUUUCUACUGAGAAAUUCUGUUACCUACAAAGACUCAAACUUUAGCGCGAACACAGUGAGCGAGACUUUAAACGCUGAUUUGGCGGAUAAUCUUGGAAAUUUGGUGCGUCGUUGCACUGGCGAUCUUAUUAAUCCACAAAAAGAAAUUCCAAAUCCAAAAUUAUUUGCCGACGUUUUAAAAUCCGAGCAGGCAUUGGAAUUGAAGAAAAAUUUAGAAUCAUUAAAAUCGACAGCGGAAAGGAAUUACGAAUCUUUGGAUAUUCAUCAUGCAGUUGAUGCUGUUAUGACGACAUUACACAGUGCAAAUCAAAUGUUUGACUAUCAUAGACCAUGGAAAUUGAGAAAAAAUACAUCCGAUCCUGCCGUUGCCAAUGAAUUGAAAGCCGUGAUUUCAUUAACUUUGGAGUGCGCACGUAUCUCAGCUCUUGUUCUUCAUCCAGUUAUACCAAAAAUGACGAGUGAUCUUCUCGACUUUCUUCAAGUUCCCCAUGAAAAUCGUACCUGGCAAGAUACAAUUCCAAUUUACAUGGAAGAAUUAUCAUUAAAUGAACGUCAUUAUAUUAAGGAUUGUAAAUUUUUUGAGAAAAUAAGAAUAGCAAAGAAGUAACGGAA